This is a messenger RNA of Saccoglossus kowalevskii, 408 nucleotides long. RefSeq names its product fatty acid-binding protein-like. Lineage: Eukaryota; Metazoa; Hemichordata; Enteropneusta; Harrimaniidae. The record is from RefSeq and is a predicted model, not a curated record. Gene Ontology annotation, molecular function: lipid binding.
AUGGCGGCAUCGAUAGACUUCAGCGGAUCGUGGAAAUUAUCCAGAAGCGAGAAUUUCGAGGAGUAUUUAAAUGGAAUGGGCGUUGGCAUAAUAAUGAGAAAAGCAGCAACCAUUAUGACCCCGACAUGCAAGAUCAUCCAAAACGGAGAUGAGAUGGAGAUAAAGAUGUGCGUUCCCAUGACAACGCUAGUGCAGAAAUUCCGAAUAGGCGAGCCUUUCCAAGAUACCUCUCCCAGCGGUGAGAUAAAGACCAUGAUAGCUAAAUGGGAAGACGGGAAGCUGGUAUUUAAUGAAUCAGAGGAAAAAGAAGUACACCAUAGCGUCAUACGAGAAAUAAUCGACGACGAAAUGGUUAUGACUUGUAUCGUUGGUGACAUCACUUGUAAGAGAAUCUUUAAGCGGAUAUAA